AUGUCGUCUACCGCAAAUUUGUUGCCAGACAAAGUGGGGGACGACAUCGCCAACGGCAACAUCCAAGGCGUCUCAGAAUUCUACACAUCAGCAGACCCGUCGAAACAGUCGGAUUUGCUCAGGGGAAUAGCAGGGCGCGCAGCAAAAGCAAAACAGGUCGACAUGCUCAACUGGGUCUUUAGCCAAGGGUUCCAGCUAGCGCCAGACUCGUUAAACAACGACUUUUACCACCAAGUGUGCUGGGCGCGCUCCCUUGCCGUGUGGCAGGCGCUUGUCCGAAACGGAGUCGAGAUUGGCGGGCACCAUAGCGAAUUUAUAGGCGACGCACUGAGCUUUGCAGCAUACCAUGGCGACGUCGAGAUUGCACGCUUGCUCCUGGAGAAUGGCGUGGACCCCAACCAGGCAUGGGGAUACGACGAUGUAGAGCCGGGUACUUGGGCCGUCGUUGGCGAGCAUCCGUCGCUGGAGAUGCUACGUCUGAUGCUUCAGCACAGAUGGCACCCGGACGAGAGCGGCGCGCAUAUUGCCGCGGCCGAACGGGGCAAUAUGGAGGCGCUGCAGUUGCUGGUUGACCAUGGUGCUGAUCUGGAGCUGGUAGAGGGAUGGUGGUUCAAUUCGGUGGUGAUUGAGAGGGACGAGCGGGGGACCGCCUUGUAUCGCGCGGCGUACAAGGGCCAACAUGAGCCGGUGGCAUACUUGAUGAGUAAAGGUGCCGAUGUGUGGUUCAAGGAUACAAAGGAUCGGUCGGUCUUGUGGGCGGCGAAGCAAGGGGGGAACGACAAGGUGGUGACGUUGUUGAAAGAAUCGGGGCUGGAGGAAUAA
Molecule: messenger RNA, 822 nt
Organism: Metarhizium brunneum ARSEF 3297
Lineage: Eukaryota; Fungi; Ascomycota; Sordariomycetes; Hypocreales; Clavicipitaceae
Product: Ankyrin repeat and KH domain-containing protein mask
Molecular function (GO): protein binding
Source: RefSeq, a predicted model, not a curated record